Polychytrium aggregatum is the source of this 1309-nucleotide messenger RNA. RefSeq lists its product as uncharacterized. Gene Ontology annotation, biological process: exocytosis. The record is from RefSeq and is a predicted model, not a curated record. Lineage: Eukaryota; Fungi; Chytridiomycota; Chytridiomycetes; Polychytriales. Gene Ontology annotation, cellular component: cell tip; Golgi to plasma membrane transport vesicle. The transcript has a single exon. Gene Ontology annotation, molecular function: guanyl-nucleotide exchange factor activity. Bases 8 to 1099 code for a protein of 363 amino acids.
GCGGCUGAUGCGCGAGCGGAUCCAGCUCUCCAAGGACAUCCUGGACCAGGAACUCGAGGAGCUCACGGCCCAGCUCUUUGACCAAGCCAACAAAAUGGUCAUCGACGAGGCCCGCAUGCGAGACAAUCUCGAGAAUGCCAACAAGGAGCUUCGGUGCGAGCUCAAGGACUGGAUCCGUCGCUUCGAGACCCGCGGCGAGGAACUCAAGGACCUCCAGCGGUCGCUGCGAGCGCUGCAAGCAGCCAAGGCUCGCUCGGCGAGCAUCACGGCGCUGUCGCCAGGGACGUCCGUCGCCAAUCUCGACCAGCUUUCUGGAAGCAAAAUCUAUCGCAUGGCAUACGGACAGCUCCCCGUCGACGGCUAUAUCUUUAUAGAGUUCCAGGACCACAUCAAGCAGACCGCCUUGGCCUCGAGCCUGCCUCCGUCGCAGGCCCAGGCAACCACCCAGAGUACUCUGUUUAUGCGCCGAUGCAUGGUCGAGGACAUCGAGCCCUGUCUCUUCUACAACUACCAGCACCCUCAGUUUGCUGGCAUGAACUUGACGCUCUUCUUCAAGCCCGGGGCGGGUAUGAGCAGCGCCUUCAAGCGCAAGCUGCUCGACGGCACCAUGCGAGGGUCGCUGCUGUUCACGCCCUUCUAUUCCUCCACCGAGAGCCUGCCAGCCGCCGAUCCGAUCGAAAGGCUCGACCAAGACCGGCGCAUCUCGACCGUCUUUGCAGCCGGCCCGCCCCCCAAGACCCGAUGCACGAUCUGCACCGUGGUGCGCGACUGCGAGUACCGCAUGAGGUUCUCGAGCGAGGUCGGGGCCAGUCCGACCGGAGGACCUUCUUCCUCAGCAGCCACAAUCGAGUGGAUGUCGCUGUGCCGGUUUUGCCGCGAGCGAGUCAUUGCUGUCACCGACUUUUUCACCUACAUCAACCACCUGCGGCAAGGCGCCAUCGGUCCGGGCAAACAGGGUGCAUCGUUGCUCGGAAUCUAUCGCCAUGUACUCUAUCUGCGGCGACGCAUGGCCAGCACCCGCAUCGGCAGCGGCGCCAUGUUUGAGGUCGACCCGGCAACGAACCCGGAUUGGGAGAAGAUGAUCCAGAUCCUAAACUAGAAGAUGGUUGAGGGGAGGGGCGGAUGCUGGCCCCAAAGACACAGCGACGGUUUGAGGCAGAGGCCCAAUGCACCCUCGCACUUGCACCCCCCCCCAUCCCAAACAAGAAUAACUGUAUGAUGUCAAAAAACAACGUGGGCUGGAUGCAGGAAUGUCCGCGGGGGCGUGGUCGUUCCAGCGCAAUCUACAGCUUGUUCAAAACGAAACAGG